Molecule: messenger RNA, 6306 nt
Organism: Astyanax mexicanus (Mexican tetra)
Lineage: Eukaryota; Metazoa; Chordata; Actinopteri; Characiformes; Acestrorhamphidae
Gene: ptenb
Product: phosphatase and tensin homolog B
Exons: 9
Coding region: 835-2043 (402 amino acids)
Biological process (GO): phosphatidylinositol dephosphorylation; regulation of phosphatidylinositol 3-kinase/protein kinase B signal transduction; protein dephosphorylation
Cellular component (GO): cell projection; plasma membrane; nucleus
Molecular function (GO): phosphatidylinositol-3,4,5-trisphosphate 3-phosphatase activity; inositol-1,3,4,5-tetrakisphosphate 3-phosphatase activity; protein tyrosine phosphatase activity
Source: RefSeq, a predicted model, not a curated record
GGAAGCCAUGAUGGAAGUUGAGCAGGAGAGUUUAACGGCGAAGCGGAGCGUCACACACACCGACAGACCGACCAACCGCCUCUUGUAGCUAAAUUACAAACUAACUCCUCUCACUAGGCUCUUUUUAAUACUAUGGUGGAGGCUGUCAGGAUUUUCUUCAUGCUUUGGAAUAAUUCACACGACGCGGACGUUUGAAUUUCGCCCCCUUUUAUUUGUAUUUUCUUCGUUUUAGAAAGAUGUUCGUACGCGCUAGCUGGCUAGUUAGCUCUCCGGCUAGCAAUUCGUUAACUGGAGCUUCGCAGACGGAGAGCCCGAGUGUGUGAGAGUGUGUUUGAGUGAGAGAGAGAUAGAGAGAGAGAGAGAGAGAGAGAGUGAGAGUGUGUGUGUGUGUGUGUCUGUCACUGUUAACUUAGGUUAUCUAGCUAGUAUAUUCUGGCUUGGAGACGUCGGAGAGGACCCUCUCCGCCUUUUCGGCACCAAUCACGGCGACUGCGGCGGACCCAGAGACUUGGCGAGCCUUAGCGACACCACCGAGACGCGGAGGAGGACCGUCUGUCUGUCCGCCUGGAGGGUUUUUGGCCUCUCGGUGGGCUUUGGGGAGCCGGGGCCGGGCCUGCUGUGGCCUUCACCUUUACAAGCGAGCGGCAGACUGCUCACGGCCGCUAGCUAGCAGGUAAAGACCUGGCCAGGGUCGUCCAUAGGACUUCUACAAAACCGUGGAGAGAGGAUACGAUAGACGAGGCGGCGGCGGCGGUGGCGGCAGCGGCUGCAUUGCGCCCGGAGGCAACGAUACUCUCGCUUACCCUAAAAACCAUAAAGACUCCUUUCACAGCUAUGGCUACGAUCAUACAGAAGAUGGUCAGCCGAAACAAAAGGAGAUACCAGGAGGAUGGCUUCGACUUGGACUUGACAUAUAUUUAUCCCAACCUAAUUGCUAUGGGCUUUCCUGCUGAAAGACUUGAGGGGGUCUACAGAAACAACAUAGAUGACGUUGUACGGUUUCUGGACUCCAAGCAUAAAAACCAUUACAAAAUAUAUAAUCUAUGUGCAGAGAGACAUUAUGAUACCGCCAAAUUUAAUUGCAGAGUUGCACAAUAUCCAUUUGAGGAUCACAAUCCUCCCCAGCUAGAGCUUAUCAGACCAUUCUGUGAAGACUUGGAUAAGUGGCUCGGUGAACACGACAAUCAUGUGGCUGCGAUUCAUUGUAAAGCUGGAAAGGGCAGGACAGGUGUCAUGAUCUGCGCAUACUUGUUACACCAAGGCAAGUUCAAAAAAGCACAAGAGGCUCUCGACUUCUACGGGGAAGUGAGGACCAGAGACAAGAAGGGUGUGACAAUUCCCAGUCAAAGGCGAUACGUCUACUACUACAGCUACCUUCUGAAGAACAAGCUUGACUACAAACCUGUGGCACUGCUUUUUCACAAAAUGAUGUUUGAGACGGUGCCCAUGUUCAGUGGAGGAAACUGCAAUCCUCACUUUGUGGUGUACCAACUGAAGGUAAAAAUCCACACGUCAAACCCGGGGAACACACGACGUGAGGACAACAAGUGCAUGCACUUUGAGUUUCCCCAGCCGCUGCCUGUGUGCGGCGACAUCAAAGUCGAGUUCUUCAACAGACAAAAUAAGAUGCUUAAGAAGGAUAAGAUGUUUCACUUCUGGGUGAAUACCUUUUUCAUCCCUGGACCAGAGAAGCUGGAGAAGGUAGAAAACGGGGAUCUGCCGAAGGAGCUGGAUGAAAUCCAGAGUUUAGAGAAGGGGGAGAAUGACAAGGAUUACCUGAUCCUGACUUUAACCAAGCAUGACCUGGACAAGGCCAACAAAGACAAAGCCAACAGAUUAUUUUCCCCAAACUUCAAGGUGAAGCUGUACUUCACAAAAACUUUGGAGGAGACUUCCAAUUCAGAGGCCAGCCCUUCCACAUCUGUAACUCCGGACGUUAGUGACAAUGAACCGGACCAUUAUCGAUAUUCCGACACAACAGACUCGGACCCAGAAAAUGAACCGUUUGAGGAUGAUCAACACUCACAGAUAACGAAAGUUUAAUUUUUUCCUCCCCUGGGAAGAAAAAAAGCAACAUAUGUAAACCAGAGUUGUAAAAAGGAGAAAACUUGAAUAUGAACUGAAAGCAAGUACUUUUCCCUCCCCUUCCCCUCUCAGAAUGAAAAAAGUAGUGCAAAAGUGGGACAUUCUAUCAUGUAUGAUGCCCCCCUUCUCCUUUCUUUUUUUUUUUUUUUUUUCCCCUUUUCUUUUCUCUAAAUCAUCGCGCCACCAAUGUUUUCAUUUACAUUGAGUGUGGAUGGAUGGAUGGAUGGAUGGAAGGAAGAAAGUUAAUUUCAGUGGCUGUUCAAAUGCCUUUUUGUGUCAUCAUCAAACAAAAAGGAAGUCCAAUCAGUGAGUUGUGGGAGGUCAGGUAUGAGAAACGUCUGUUAAAAAUGCGCUGCUAUGUCCGUCUGUCUUCAGUUGAUACCAAGGCCAGUGCUUGAGUGUGUGCGCACACGCAUGUGUGCCUAAUGGUUUGUGCCCUCCACUAGUGCAUCAUGCCUCCUGUCUUUAACAGCUGUGAAAAAAAAGAUUCUUGUGUUGUUACAGGCUAGCUCCUCCUUAAAUCGAGUAUGCCCAGUGCAGGUGUUUUUGCAGUUUAGUUUGAUGGCUUCAUUGCUGCUCUUAGAAUAUGGUAAUAAUAAUGCCCAUCUUCAUAUUAGGCUACACAAUGUUUUAAGCUAUGUUCCUGUUUAAUGAAAAAGCAGACUCCCUUGUUUUGUUUUUAAUGUUAAAGUAAUGAAUAUUUCUACUACAGCAGGGAAUCCAGUGUCGCAAUAAUUUAACACUAUAGUUUGCGAAGGUUUGCAUGCUAUUGAUGAUUUGUGGGGUAUUCAUGUUAUGGUUGUACAAUUUUAUAAUUAUUGGUUCUUUUUGGUUGUACUCUUCACAAAAGGAUUCUGGUGUCAUUUAAGAAUUAUUAAUAUCCAGUUGGUGAUUUUUCCAGACGGCAGCCCACGUUGUCAUUGUUUUUCCAGGUUAUGGUGUCACUUGCUAGAGAAAAGCUGUUGGUGAUAUAAUGUUUUACAACGUUUCUCCCUGAAAGCUGGCACUGUAUUUAACACAGCAUUUACUCUUUUAUGGAAGUUUGAUCAAGAGUUUGUCAUGCACAUGCAAGAGAACACCAUUCAGUAUGUCUGUCAGGUUUUACAGAAAUCUAGCAUAGCUCAGUCAGUUCAUGUGCUGGUUAAAAUCCAACAGCUUGUUUUUAUGGGGCGUCCAUGACCCUGUUAACACCUGGUGACUUUGUAUGUUUUGAGUAUUAGGACUGUAUCUGUUUUAUAUAUGUCGUUAGUAGCUCAACCCUAUUCAGACACUCAAACGACUUUAGGAGGUGGUCUGAGACACAUCCGAACCACAUUGUAGCAUUUAUGUAAAUUUAGCCAUCUCUCCAAGAUGCAUUCUUGCAUCUGAAACACCUCCUCUUGCAGCAUAUUACUGGACUUUUUGUUCAUGUCUGAGUUUUAUAAUUUAAUGUAAAAUGUCUCAUUUUGAGACAGCAACUGUCUUUAUUAGGUCUCCUUCCUGUGCUGUCCUGAACUGGUGACCACAAAACAAGCAGAUUUACUUAUUCCGUCCUUAUUCCAGUCGUACUUUAGUCUUAUUCACUACUAUUUAGUAAGUGUAAAUGCAUGUGGUGAAAGUUACAGCUCAAGAUACAGUCUGGAUACUAGUCACAUGAAGUGACCAGGUGUAAAAUGGAUCCAAGUGUUUGUUUUGAAGGAUGUGGCCUACCUGACCAUGUGGAGAGUGACCUUCCACACACAGCUUUCAGCAGAAGUCAGACUGGGUUUAACAGCAUGCCCCUAAAAACAGUAAAUGCAAGAUCAGAUGCCAUAUUAUGCAGAACAUCCACAUCUGUCUCUUUCACCUGUAUGCUUGUGCGUGCACAUGUCAGAUCUUUGGCUCCUACACCUGUUUGUAGCCUUAUUGUGUGGUCUACUGAAAUCUGGACCACGUGUUUAUUCAGCAACAGUGGUGCUUACAAACUGCCAAUCCUGCAGCGAAAACACAACAGAGCCAAGAAUCUAGACCUGUCAUAUGAAUGUGUGCAGCCACACUAUUUGCCUGUUUGGCAGUCUUCUGUAUUUUGGUGUCCCUGAUCUGGGUGGUUUCAUAUACAUUCUGUUUAAAAAGUUUUUUUUUUUUUUUUUUUUUUUAAACUAUCCUAUCCCUCCCCCCUCCCUCCAAGUUCAUGAACAGGCUUCGUUCCUUUUGGAAUGAGGAAAGUGCAGCUACAGGUUUUUCACAAUGUCUUGUGCUUGCUUCAGACAUAUUAAAGCCCUAUAUAUGAGAAUAUUUAAAAUAUGUAUAAUUUUCUUUCAGCAUGCCAAAUUCUUUUUUUUUUUUUUUUUUUCCCCCUGUUUAUUUUUUCUUUCUUUUUUUUCCGUUUACCACCUGGCUUGAAUCUUACAGGUCAGACCAAAAAAGGAAAAAAGAAAAAAAAAUACCACCAUGACCUUUCUCAGUCUCUUGGGCAAGAAUCUUCACAGAGGGUAGAGAGUAAGCUGCCUUUCUUCUGCUGUCGACAUCGCGGCUUCACUCUUCCACCGCUCCGAACCAGCACUACACAUGCUGUACAUCUCACGCCUUCCUCUAGAAAGAACACGCACGCGUUUCUGGACGUUUGAAGAGGACCCGCUGCCUUCUGUAACGCUACCGUACACCCGUCAACCCUGGAAUAGAGAAAACAGAAAAUACAUCCUUCAGAAUCAAGGAUUUUUUUUGUCUUGUUUGUUUUAUUCUGUUUACAUUUUACACAUUUUACUGAAAACCUGCCAAAAUUAAACUCAGUAUGUUUUUUAUUUUUUCUCCCCUUUAGAGGAGGCGGUGCCCUAUGGGAGGUAUUCUUUGCCUUACUUGAAGUUGACAAUGCUUACUUUGCUCUUGCUUUGAAUUCUACCAUUCUGCCCAAGCACUGACUUAAUAGUACUUAUUUAAAGCUACUAUAAUAGAGCAACAUAUUGUACUAGACUUUUGCACUGUUACAGGUUUUUGCAGGGUUUCAGUCAGCAGUCCACAGUAUUUUUAUUUAUUUGUUUUUUUUUCCCCUCCCCCUUUUGUUUUUCAUCUCUUCUCAUUAGUGCCCCUCACUAAAAGUCAUGAAAGCAAUGGAAUGAAUAUGGAUGAGGAACGAAGUGACUUGGUAUAUCCUGUGCUAGAUUUUAUCCCUGAGUGUGUAUCCAUCAAUCAUGGAGGUUUUUAAUGAAACACAAAAUAAGGGGAAUAAAGGAAGAAGAAUAAAGUAAUUAUUUUUGGCAGUAUUCAUUCAUGCACAUUCUAGUUUUAAGUCCCUCUGCAGGUAUUCUCGUCUCACUCGCUCUCACCUGUCAGUCAUAUGCUGUACUACUACUACAACAUCAGGAUGUUUCACAGUAUGAACUACUUCAUGUAUGUAUGAAUCAGUUUAAAGGCGUCACUGUUAAUGAGCUUACAAUAGGUCACAGGCCAACCCCUCCCCCUCUGUCCCCACCUCACAUCUUUAGACAAUUUAGCCACAGUACCUUACUUAUGAACACAAACACAUGAAAUCUGAAUGCAGCUGGUGUAGUAGACACCUGAAAGCGUAGGCAUCCGUUGUGUGGCACGGGUUAAAAACUUGUGUGGAGCUCACAGGCAGCAUAAAAAAAAAAAACUUUUAGCUUUAAUGAUUUAAAAGAAAAGCUCUUAAAGGUGCCAGUGUGUAAGUUUCAUGUCACUAGUUUUUAGCAGAUUUGUGCAAUAUGCUAUGAUGCCUGUGGUUGCCACAAAGUGCCUCUUCUUUACUGUUAAACGAAAGAAAAGAACGAAAAAGUGCUUGUUUUUAAAAGUGUUUUAGAACAUUUGUCAUGCAUGUGGAUGGACGGGGUGGUACUGUGCACUAAAAUCAUUCUGGGCUUUACCCACUGCAGAGGGCCCACAGUCUCUCAGCGUUUUCUUUUUUUUUUUUUUUUUUUUUUUUUUAAUACAUUUUCCCCUUCACAUUUUUCCUCUGGUUUUAGUUUGGCAGACUAUGGUAAACUCCAGUAUAUUUUCAGUCAUUCAGAAGAAGAGAGGGAAAAAACAGCCUUAUUCCAUUUCUGCCUGUUCAGAUAAUUUUGUGAUGUGCAACAGUUGCUCUGUGUGUAAUGCUAUGCACUGAGAAUACACAACCAACGAUGUAUGAAAUAUUGUACAGGUUAUGAUGCUCAUACAAAUCACAUGUUUGUUUGUAAUUGUAUGUGUAAACUGCCCUUUAUCUUAGUGUUAUAAACUCCACAUAAAUCCAAUAAAGUCUCAUUCUUGUCA